AUACUAUUGUGUUAUUUUUGUCUACUUCAGUAUUUGCAGCUAUAUAUACCUUUGAUUUCAGAAGCCAUUAUGUUAUGAAUAUUUUGUGCGAGGACAAUCCUAUAUUAGCGAUUUUAUUUGCAAUAUGUUUCAUUCUACUAGAUCCUGUCUUGCAUUCUAAAUUACAUUUUAGUUUACCUAUUUAUCAAAUGCUGCUACAAUUAUUGUGUUGUUCUUUUAAUAUUCGUGCACGUCUGCUAAACAACUUUUCAAGACCUCACAGUGUGAUUGUUGUUAGUUAGUAUAAGAGGGGCCAACAUUUUGUUCAUAAUUUUGCAAUAAGUUUUAAUUAUAUCUUUUAUACCUUAUAAAUCUAUUAUAUACAAUGAAUUUUAUUUUCCAUUUUUUCUUCUCAUAAUUUUAUAAAUACCUGAGCUUUCAACUAUUUUUGUGCCAAAGGCAUUUUAAUUUCACUGCAAUAAAGUGCAAAACAUUUGGUAUUUGAAAAGUAGGAUGUCUAGACAAAAAGUGUCCAAAUUAUGUACCUCACUAAAAAUCCAUUGCCUAGUGACUAAAAGCAUUAUUCUUAUCUGUGAUGGCAUCCCAGGAUAUAAUCUUGGGUUUGACUCCUGUGCCACUACCUCACCCAUGGUGGGUUACUAGGUAGGCAAUGGCAAAGCAGCUCAUUACAAAUCAGCCUCAUUACAUAUAGCCUUAAUUGUGUUGUAUAAAAACAUUGUGGAUUUGUCAAGCUGUCAACUAAUUUAGUGCCAAAAUCAAUAUAGUGUAGCAAUACUUUAAAAAACAGUUGGCAUUUGGAAACUUUUGUCUUACAAUCAAUCAUUAGGUACGAUUUGAUUUUUGAUAAAAUUUGGACUGAGAUUAAAUUGCAUUUAAAAAUAUGUUCCUACUUAUAUUACAGUUACAGCUGACAUGCAAGUAUGCAUGUUUUAGGCAUUUUUAGUUUCAUUCUGCUGUAUGCUGUGUCCUAUGCAAACUCUGAUCGUCCAAAUGUUGUUUUUAUUCUUGCUGAUGAUUUGGGGUACAACGAUAUUGGAUAUCAUGCGAUCAACCAUGAUUCAGACAUGAAAACCCCAUAUCUUGACCAGCUUGCUAAAGACGGAAUAAAACUUGAAAAUUAUUACGUUCAACCGAUAUGUACUCCAUCUAGAAGUCAACUUAUGAGUGGAAAAUAUCAGAUACAUACUGGAUUACAACAUGGUGUUAUCUUAGCUGGCCAUCCUGAUGGUUUACCAUUGGAUAAUAUAAUUUUACCGGAACAACUUAAAAAUUGUGGCUACGACACUCAUAUGGUAGGAAAAUGGCAUCUUGGGGAUUUUAAAAAGGAAUAUAUGCCGCAAUAUAGAGGUUUCAAUUCAUUUUAUGGAUAUUUAAACGGCGCUGAAGAUUAUUAUAAACAUACUGUUAUGAGCAAUAUUUAUACUGAAGGGGUUGAUUUCAGAGAUGAAAACGGGCCGUUCAAUACAACAUGGGGCCAAUACUCAGCUCACUUAUUCACUGAUCGAGCUAAAAAAGUUAUCGAUGGUCGUGAUAAGUCAAAACCACUGUUUCUGUAUCUUCCGUUCCAAUCUGUACAUUAUCCAAUGCAGGUGCCAGAUCAUUACAUGAUACCAUUUGCUCAUAUUAAAGAUAAAACAAGACGAACAUAUGCAGGAAUGCUUGCCGCUCUUGAUGAAGCUGUUAUGAAUAUAACAGAGCAUUUGAAAACUUCAGGAAUGUUUGAUAACACGAUUAUCAUAUUUUCAACGGACAAUGGCGGACAUACAGAUUAUGGAGGAAAUAAUUGGCCACUAAGAGGCAGGAAAGCGACUUUAUGGGAAGGAGGAGUAAAAGGUGUCGGAUUUGUGGGGGGAGGGUAUUUAAAAAUAUCGGAUAUUAAAAGCAAUAAUUUCAUGCAUGUCUCUGAUUGGCUCCCAACUUUACUCUCAGCAACAAGUUGCGCAAAAGUGCCUGGAACUCAGUCAUUUGAUGGUUUUGACCAAUGGAAUGCUAUUCUUCAAAAGGAGCCUUCACCAAGAAAUGAACUUUUACAUAAUAUUGAUCCGAUUGGUCAUGCGGCAGGAAAAGAACGAAAAUUUGUCAAUGGAUUUGACAUUACCAAAUAUGCUGCGAUAAGAUCUGGAUCAUGGAAGUUGUUAACAGGCGACCCUGGGUUUUCUGAAUGGGUUAAACCGCCAGAAUCACAAAAAUUAAAAAAGGCACUCAACCAUGAAAAAUUCUGGCCACAUAUUGCUGUAGCAAAUGGCUAUGAUCCAUAUUUACAUGAUAAUGGUGCUUCAAUCAAGCUAUUUAAUAUUGAAAAUGAUCCUUACGAACGGGAAGAAUUAUCAGCAAAGUAUCCUUCUGUAGUGAUGGAUUUACUAGGUCGACUAGCAAGAUAUAACUCCACUGCUGUGCCAUGCAGAAACCCUCCUGCAGACAUGAAUGCUGACCCUAAAUAUUUCGGAGGGUAUUGGGGUCCAUGGAUUGAAGGAUGAAAAUAAUGCUUAUUAAUACAGUUUGAUGUGCAAUAAUUUUGUUGUGGGUUUUAGAAAGUCCUGUUACAAUUUCAAAUUUUGUUAUGAAGUCAGUUUUCAAUCUAUUUUAACCAGGUUUCUUUAUUCCAAUCAGUUUUAUUUGAGUUGUUUUCACUUCAUUUGAUAUACCUUUAUAUGCAAACCAUUAGUUGCUCGAAGCUUCAAUCAAAGUUCUUCACCUAAUUUAACCUUCACCUCGCCGCCGUAGGGUAGUUCACGUAAACGAUGAUCGGUUACGGCGCUCUUCGCCAUCAAAUUCAUGCAUCUGAAAACAAAUAACUGGCCAACUAAUCCCAUACGUGGCAUGGACCGGUAACCGGACAAGAAGACAUGUUUUGCUAUUUAUUUCAGCUGUCUUAUUGGCUUCCCUCUCUUCAGAUAAAUAUGUAAAUCCUAUCCUAAUACCAGACUUUAUGAAUGUUCAUACCUUUAUUCAUAUAUAUUAACAAUAUAAAUAUAAUGCCAUAUAAUCUUCUAUCAUUGCCUAAGCUCUUUGCUUAUUCUUUAUCUAACAAAAUGCCUUAUGUCGUAUGAGCAUACAUGGAACUGUUGUAAUGAAGCACUGCAAUGAAAUUUCGAUUUUUUCAAUAUUGUUAAUUUGUUAUUAUAUUUUGUAUAUUCACUGAUAGAAUAAAAUAUUCAUGAUCAAAUUUAGAGAUAAACAAUUUUUAAACUAUAUAGUACAACAUAGAUUUAUAGUAUUAUUUUUAACAGCCUUUAAUACCAUCAUAUCUCAUUGCCAAACUGUGAAAAAAAUUUUGAAAACUUUUUUUUCUAUAGUUUUGACGUCCCUUCCACAAGAUGUAUCCUGGUAUUUAUUUAGUAUGUUAAUAGUCAUGUGCUUGAGACGUUGCAAAUAUGUCACACCAGUUUGAUUAUUGGCAAAUAGGACUGUUUAUUACUCAAAUGCAUUUGUAUUAUGAUUUUAAAUUUUCCUGAAAUCUCAUAUAAGCACUGAACUAUCCUUUUAACAUUUUAAUAUGUGAUUUUAAUUUUUUGAUUAUCAAAUUUUUUUUUAUUCGAGUAUUAAAGUUUUGUAUGAAUUUAAAACAAGCUUUUACAUAAAUUCUUGAUUAUCUUUUAUCUCAAUUUUAUGAAUUAUUUUCAAAUUGUAGUUGUAAAUAUUCAAUACGGAUCUUCACUACCCUGAAAUACAGCUUCAUUUGCAUUGAUAUGUAAUAUCAGCGACAGCAUGGUUCAAUAGAUAUAAAUUCAGAAGCACAAUGAGAAAACUUGAGAAAAUUAGCCAUUGCAUAUCUUCUCAAAAAGUCUGCAAUAGUAUGUGAUGAUAAUAUGAAUGUACUAUAGUGCAAAUAAAAUGUUUACAUACAUAGUUUUGUAAAAAAAUCGAGUACUUUCAAUACAGUAAUUUUAUAAAUUUUGAUAUACGGCCCGCAAUACUAAUCAACAACUGAGAUUUUCUAUUUACGGUAAUACUGUGUAUAUAUAUGAAUUAUAUUCUACAAUUAUAAACUGCAUAUACUACCAUAGCAUAUAUAUAUGAAGGGUGUCCAGAAAAUUUUGCUCAAUUUUAUAGUAUCAACAAUUGUAAGUUUAAAUAAAAUUAUGAGCAUUAAAUUAAUUGAAUAAGAACUACAAGCACAAUAAGAACUAUUAAUAAACAAUCACAAAUUUUUUUUUGAUUAUCAUCACUAUAAAAUUGGUUGAAAUUUUUCGGACACCCUAUAUCCACAGUGCGAUUGGUCCCACCUAAAUAUUACAAUUUUAUACUCCUUACCAUAGCAUAUAUAUAUAUAUAUGGCCUAUAUUCGAACUUUGUUUUUUAAAAUCUGUGCAUUCAUGUCGAUGACAAAUUUAUUAUUCAUGUUUCAAUAUGCCAAGUAAUAAUUAAAAGGAAGUUAAAAGUAUGAUUCAUUGGAAAUUACCCACCUCUAUAAAAGAUUCUUGAAAUCAGUAGGCCUAAGUAUCAGGCACUUUAAAACUAUUUGAAUUGAUUUUGCGUAUUUUCAUAUACCGGUAAGUUAUCAAGUCAGGCCAAGUAUUCAGAUGGAGUUUUCUCUGAAUAAGUCUUUACACAAGCUGGCCAUUGGUAGGUGAGGAGCUAUUAUAAUUUAGGACAGGAAUUUUUUCAUCUCUGCAUUGUUUAGAUUAGUGGUUCCCAAACCAAACGAUUGCAAUUACGGUCCACGUAAUGUUUCAAUAUGGCCUACCGAACUUAAUUGCAAUCAUUUAACAGUUUUUUUUACAUUCUUGGUACCGUCAAUUGUUACAUCAUUAUCACAGUUUAAGCAUGUGUAUAUUUGUUACGAUUCAAUUAUACCGGUAUCUUAAUAAAUAUACGUACCGGUAUCGGGCCCUCACUGGCGCUCUACUCUUCUGACCAGUGAAUAUCCUUCCGUUUCGAAUUUUGUCCCCCAGUCAAUCACCUUUGGGAACCACUGGUCUAGAUCUAGUUUGUUUUGUCAAUGUUCCAUCAUAUACAUAUCUGCUAUAUUCAUUUUUCUCAAGUUUUUUUAAUAUUAAACUUAUCAGUAUAUCUUUGUUGAUUUCAGA
This is a messenger RNA of Styela clava, 5030 nucleotides long. The record is from RefSeq and is a predicted model, not a curated record. NCBI's taxonomy places the organism in Eukaryota, Metazoa, Chordata, Ascidiacea, Stolidobranchia, Styelidae.